This is a messenger RNA of Phytomonas sp. EM1, 1489 nucleotides long. NCBI's taxonomy places the organism in Eukaryota, Euglenozoa, Kinetoplastea, Trypanosomatida, Trypanosomatidae. The record is from the annotation of a GenBank genome assembly.
GGUGUUGAAACUUUCUAACUUCGAUACAUGAGUCCAUCGAGGGUGAUUUGAUCUUUUUAGGGGUACGUGAAAUGUUAGAUCCUCUACGUUAGGAACUGCAUGAUGACAUUUCCAUAUGUGAAUCGACUUCUAUGCGUAUCAUUAUUAUAAGUGAUGAGAAAGAAAUUAAAGAGACUGUGAGUUUCAAAAUUGGACUGCUCAAAGGUAAAGGCAUCUCACUCCUAAACUGCACAGGUCUUGAGUUUGGCAAGAUGUCAUUGAUACAAAAAAGGAAUACUGUUCAAAACGCAGUCUUCUUUAGCCGGACAGACCCUUCCCAGAAGAUACAGUUAAUUAAGUUGCUCCGGGAGCAGAUGUUUGUUUGUGUCAUGACGAGUCACAGAGUGAAUGCCUCCUCGUCUCUGAAGUGCGCGUAAAUUUGUAUUAUCAUGGGUUGGGGAACAGAGGUUGCCAAAACUGCAAAUUGGUUGAUCCUGGUCGAUGACAAUUUAGCUACGAUUGUGAAGGCGGUGCGGAAGGACUCAGUAUUUUUUUAUCACAUCAAACAGUUCAUUAGCUACCCUAUCAGUAGAAACAUUGGUGAAGUUGUUUGUGUGAUAACUUCAAGGAUUCAAGGCCGCCUUGGGGCGCUAUCUCCUAUUUAGCUUUUAUGUCUUAACCUAGUAACUGAUGGCCUUUCAGCGACUGCUUUUGGAUUCAAUGAGCCUCAUCCCGACAUUAUGGAGCGGAUCCCAUGCAAUGUGGAUGAGCCCAUCAUGAAUGUGUGGUUAUUCUUUGUCCACAUGAUAGUCAAUGCGUACGUUAGUCUCGCAACCGUAGCUGGAUUCCUUUGAUGGUUUUCCUAUAAUUAUUUCAUGUCGUCAGACCUUACCUAUUUCUCAACAUGCGCCGGUAGGACCUCCAUAAAGUGCGUCGUUCUAGCAGACCCUGAGGCUGAACGAUCCAUUGUGCUUUCUAUUCUUGUCACAGUCGAAAUGGUGAAUUUGUGAAUGCGAGCAGUGGAAAACAAUUCCUCAUAGUAUGUUAUCUGACAUCGAAUAUUUGGCUGCUUUUCUCUAUUUCAUCUUCAAAUGUCUCGUAUUUGAAGAUCAUGUAUAUAGCUUUCUUCUCAGGGCUCCUUCCUAUUACACCUCUGGGAGUUGAUUCGAUGGCCGUGCGGUCAGCGCUGCCCUGGGCUAUACUAGUUCCAACCAAUUUUACUAAUGAAAGGUAGUGUUAGUGCUCAGCAUUCCCACUAUUUUCAUUGAUGAAAUUCCGAAGUUCAUCUCUCGAAGAUUAAUGUAAGCAAAGUCGAAAGUGUUUUCUAAAGAGAUUAAUUGGAUAAGCAUCGUGAAUAUAUGGAAGCCGGAAGGAAGUAAAAACAAAAUGGUGCAAUGGUUCUACAAGGAUGUAGAUUUGAAGGAAUUUGCUCUGCUACCUUCAUAUAAUUUAUUUAACAGGGUGUAUUUGGAGAUGAGUCACCUGUAUAAAUGAAUAUUAAAACCAAUAA